AUGGAUUUAGUACAACAGAUAAACAAUUGUGAAGAUAAUGCAGAGCUAGAUGAGUUGAAAAAGCAAGUCAGCAUUCUUAAUCAAGCCACAUAUGGCGAGCUACCGUCUUUUGAGCGCAAAAAGCUAUACAAUAGUAUCCAAGAGGCAAACAAGGCUAUAGAAGCAGCAGACAACCGGAUCAACGUGGACUACUUUCGAUUUGAAGGAGAACCACAACCGCCACUGAUUCUCAAGCAGCAGGAAGUGAAGAAAAGCUCAAAUCUUAAUGUUGUGCUGAAGCAAGUUUCCCAGAUUAGGAAUCAAACGCUUGACUUGGACGAGCUUCUAGGCGCAGGUCACGCCAAUAUCAAUACCAUAGAGUCUUCUACGAUAAGCAACGACAAGGUCUGGCCAGGCUCGGUACGUCUUGAGAAUGUCAGAGAUUCAACGAUCAUCCUUAAUACUACGGGGCCUCUUAUGGCUCGUGACAUGACUCUGAGCGUUCUCAAGGUAAAAAGUCACCAGCUACGGCUCCACAAUAUCACCAAUUGCGAGGUUUAUGUGGAGAAGGGGCCAGUUGUUAUGGAAGGAUGUCUGGGGAUAAAGAUUGGGGUACUCAAGGAAGGUAAGCUAUGUGGGGACAAGGAGAUCGAAGUGUUUGACUUUUCGUGGCCUGGCGGGGCAAAGAACCCCAACUUCGAGUACAUCCGUGGGGUAUGA
Candidozyma pseudohaemuli is the source of this 699-nucleotide messenger RNA. RefSeq lists its product as uncharacterized. The transcript has a single exon. Lineage: Eukaryota; Fungi; Ascomycota; Pichiomycetes; Serinales; Metschnikowiaceae. Bases 1 to 699 code for a protein of 232 amino acids. The record is from RefSeq and is a predicted model, not a curated record.